Mus musculus (house mouse) is the source of this 1339-nucleotide messenger RNA. RefSeq names its product transcription factor 15 (gene Tcf15). The coding region runs from base 224 to 1012 and encodes 262 amino acids. The transcript has 3 exons. The record is from RefSeq and is a predicted model, not a curated record. Gene Ontology annotation, molecular function: protein dimerization activity. Gene Ontology annotation, biological process: regulation of transcription by RNA polymerase II; muscle structure development. Gene Ontology annotation, cellular component: nucleus; nuclear speck. Lineage: Eukaryota; Metazoa; Chordata; Mammalia; Rodentia; Muridae.
GAAAAGAAGAAAAGAUUGUCUUCGCGCCUCUCGGACAGCUCCAGCAUCACAGUGCAGGCUGGUGAGUUCAUAAAAAAACGCAGUUUCCUGGGCCACACUCGGAACUGCUGAAUGGAACUUGGACAGUCUAGUCUGAGAAGCUUUUAGUUCAAAGCACUGGCCGCGGUUCUGACGGUACAUCGAAGCUACUGGGACGCUGGAUUAGACUUUUGAGCGCGGGGAUAUGCUCACUUUGGGACGGAGGAAACAGGCCAUGCUAAAAGGGACCUACCAGCGGUCUCCUAGGAAUCCAGAUCUGCGCUCCUGGACAGCUCAAACCCAGAGCGUACGGCGACGACCAGCGGGGCCGUGGGAGCGCGCGGGAGCGCACGGCGGGGGCGGCGGCUCGGGGACGAGGCGAGUAGAGGCCCGCGGCCGGGCGCCCAUGGCGUUCGCGCUGCUGCGCCCGGUCGGCGCGCACGUGCUGUACCCGGACGUGAGGCUGCUGAGCGAGGACGAGGAGAACCGCAGCGAGAGCGACGCGUCGGACCAGUCGUUCGGCUGCUGCGAAGGGCUGGAGGCGGCACGGCGUGGCCCGGGUCCCGGGAGCGGGCGGCGGGCGAGCAACGGCGCGGGCCCCGUGGUGGUGGUGCGGCAGCGACAGGCGGCCAACGCGCGCGAGCGAGACCGCACGCAGAGCGUGAACACGGCCUUCACCGCCCUGCGCACGCUCAUCCCCACCGAGCCCGUGGACCGAAAGCUGUCUAAGAUCGAGACGCUGCGUCUGGCGUCCAGCUACAUCGCCCACCUGGCCAACGUGCUGCUGCUGGGCGACGCGGCCGACGACGGGCAGCCGUGUUUCCGCGCGGCGGGCGGUGGCAAGAGCGCGGUCCCCGCCGCCGACGGCCGUCAGCCGCGCUCCAUCUGCACCUUCUGUCUCAGCAACCAGCGCAAGGGGGGCAGCCGUCGUGACCUGGGGGGCAGCUGCUUGAAAGUGAGGGGUGUAGCCCCGCUCCGAGGGCCUCGGCGAUGAACCUGGAUCCCUGGUUUUCUCCAAGAAGGACUCCAGAGAAAGAGGCCAUGAGCCAGCCCCUAGCUGGACAGAGGAGAAGAUUCCAGAAGCCCAAACCACUCCUGCGUUGUGUAAGGACCGGAGGACAAUGGCCUGGGCACAGGGCUCACCCUGGAGAGCCACAAGGACCCAUCUAGCCAUCCAGGCCUAGCUGGCCAGGGACAAGGCAGAAAUUUUAGAAAACCAAAGACUAUUUUUGAAAGUGUGUGUGUGUGUCUGUGUGUCUGUGUGAAUGUAGUAUGUGAGCAAAUCGGGGAGGGGGUCAAAAUAAAGGUAUUUUUAAAUAAA